Molecule: messenger RNA, 1131 nt
Organism: Labrus mixtus (cuckoo wrasse)
Lineage: Eukaryota; Metazoa; Chordata; Actinopteri; Labriformes; Labridae
Gene: cbln18
Product: cerebellin 18
Exons: 7
Coding region: 183-908 (241 amino acids)
Molecular function (GO): protein binding
Source: RefSeq, a predicted model, not a curated record
GUCUGUGUUUGAGUGCACAAAAGGAGGCGGAGCUUCUGAGAUUUACCUCGUCAUGGGGAAGAUCACCUGUACUGCUAAGACGCUCAAACAUUCCGCUGUGUAUUACUCCUACUCUCAGUUUCACAAACGCUGAAGAACUUGGUGUCUUCCUUCAGAACAAGAAGAGGGAGGAACGUAAAAUAAUGUUUGUAUUACCAGCUUUGUUCCUGCUGAGGUCGCUGUUUCUCUGUGGCCAUGUGGAGGCCCAGUCCAGCAUCCAUGAAAUCAUGAAAGUGGCCGCAUUGAAACUGGACACACCUCUGACCUGUGACAAGUGGGACUGCAAGUGUGCCUUCGAGCGCCAGCGUAGCUGCUGCUGUGGCGCCAAUGAUUUGUACGCUCUGGAGGACUAUACCUUUGACAGGGUUAAAUAUUUGUGGGAGGAUAUCAGCACACUGAAGUACAGUGUAAUGGGGCUCACAGAGGGAUACAAGGUUUCCUUCAAGGCCACAAUGGACUCAAGGCUCGGUCCCUGCUUUGGACCCUUCAACACUGAUGUGCCAAUCCCGUACUCCUUAGUUGCUCUUAACGAUGGCAACGGAUACAACCCUUCCUUGGGUGCCUUCACCGCUCCUCGUUCUGGCGUUUAUCUCUUUUCCUUCACGGUCUACUCGGCUGUGGGGAGUGGGGAGCGCCUGUACCAUCAAAUCCAGAUGAAAAAGAAUGGGGUCGAUAUAGUCGGUGUGUGGGAGAAUAAUCGAGAGGAUGGAGAAGACAGUGCCAAUCAGGUUGCCAUACUUGAUCUUCAGAACGGUGAUCAGGUCUACAUGGAGCUGAUGUCCGGGAGGAAGCUCUGUGACCACCUGCAGUACAAUAUCUUCACUGGUUAUAUGGUGUACCCCAGCACUGAUGACUACUAUAGCAGAUGAACAUCCUGGCGCUCUGAGAAUCCGUAAUGACCUUCCACAAGCCCCAUAGUUUUUAGCAGAAAAAAACAAGAAUAAUGUAAACACACAUAGACUUGUGCAUAUAUAUGUAGACGCACACAAAUGGGUUCACAAUUGUGUGCAAUGCAGGAACAAAUCAAGUGACACCUUUGGAAGUAUUUGCAUUUCUAAAUGUUUGUGUCAAUAAACAACAACUUCAAAUACA